GGUCCUGUAACGACAGAGCUGCUCUACAGGUGGAGGUUCUGGCUUCAUAAAAUCCUCUGAUUAUACCUUCUGUUUAAGAGAAUUUACCUGAUUGACCAAUCAGGGUUGAAGAGGAACAGAGACAAGAUGGCUGAGAGGAUAAUAAAUCUCACCCUAGAGAUACUCUUCCAACUUACUGGAGAGGAUUACACAGUGGUAAAGAAGAAAACUUGUGAGCGCUCUCAGGCUCCAUUAUCUGAAGGAUGUAGAAGAACCUUGAGCCCAAUCACGGGGCCUCCACCUCACUCCCUGAUACAUGAGGAAAUCAAUGAACAGAAGAUCCUAGAACUCAUCCACAGGAUGAUUGAGCUGCUGACUGGAGAGGUUCCUAUAAGGUGUCAGGAUGUCACUGUCUAUUUCUCCAUGGAGGAGUGGGAGUAUGUAGAAGGACACAAGGAUCUGUACAAGGAUGUUAUGAUGGAGAACCACCAGCCCCUCACAUCACCAGGAAAACCCAGUAAGAGAAGAACACCAGAGAGAUGUCCCAGUCCUCUUCCUCCUCCACAGGAUCAUCAGAUGUUGAAUCAAGAUAAAGAUCUGAACAAUAUUAAUGCUACAGAGAUGCAUGUGAGGGGUGAUGACCAGUGUAAGGAGGACAUUCCUACAGAGAUGUAUGUGAGAAGUUAUGACCGGUGUAAGGAGGACAUUCCUACAGAGACAUAUAUUUGGGGUGAUGACCAGUGUAAGGAGGAAAUUCUUACAGAUAACCACCCAGAUGUCUGUACCGGGAGCUCAGAGGGACAUCUGAUAUCUUCAUAUUUUAAAGCAGAUGGUUGUGGUAUCACACAAGAUACAUGUGAAGAGCAUGCCUUUAUCUUAGAUGUACCUUCAGCUGUUGACAGUACACAUCUAUCAUCUGAUCCUCUUAAAAAUCUCAAAUCUUCUGAUUCAUCACAAACUUGUAAGAAGUCUAAAGAUCAUCAAAUGAGUGUUGUACGUGAAAUCUCUUACGAAAGGAAGAAGUCAAAGCCUUGUUCAGAAUGUGGCGAAUGUUUUAAGAAAAAAUCACAUCUUCAACAUCAGAGAACUCACACAGGAGAGAAGUAUUCCUGUUCAGAAUGUGGGAAAUGUUUCCCAAGAAAAAGUAGUCUUUUUGAACAUCAGAACAUUCACACCGGGGUUAAGACAUUUUCAUGUACUGUAUGUGGAAAGGAUUUCAACCAGAAGUCAGAUCUUACUGGACAUCAAAGAAUUCACAUAGGAAAAACAUUUUCAUGUCCAGAAUGUGAGAAAUGUUUUCACAACAAAGCACACCUUAAAAUGCAUCUGAGAAUUCACACAGGGGAGAAGCCAUUUUUCUGUUCAGAAUGUGGAAAAUGUUUCACCCAGCAAGCAUGUCUGAAAAGACAUGAGAGAAUUCACACAGGGGAGAAGCCAUUUUUAUGUUCAGAAUGUGGAAAAUGUUUCACAACGAGAGGACAGCUUGAUAAACAUCAGAAAACUCACAGGGCAGUGGAGAAGCCAUUUUCAUGUACUGCAUGUGGAAAGGGUUUUAAGCGAAAGCCAGAUCUUACUAUUCAUCAAAGAAUUCACACAGGAGACACCUUUCCAUGUCCAGAAUGCGGCACAUGUUUUAUCAAGGAAUCCCACCUUAAAACACAUCAGAGAAUUCACACAGGGGAGAAGCCAUUUUCCUGUACCAAAUGUGGGAAAUGUUUUAACCGGAGAUCACAUCUUGUUAGACAUGAGAACAUUCACAGAGGAGAGAAGUGAUUUUCUUGUUCUAACUUGAUUUAUUGACACAUAAUACAGAAAAAACACAACACUUAUAGUCAAAGUACACAUGUAGCAUUUAGAGAUGAGCGAAUCAAAGUUGACAAAGUGGAAUUCUAUCCGAAUUUCAGGGAAAAUUCGAUUUGCACCUAAUGCAAAUUUCCUCACGCUUUGUGGUAACGAAUCACA
Molecule: messenger RNA, 1941 nt
Organism: Bufo bufo (common toad)
Lineage: Eukaryota; Metazoa; Chordata; Amphibia; Anura; Bufonidae
Product: zinc finger protein OZF-like
Exons: 7
Coding region: 127-1752 (541 amino acids)
Biological process (GO): regulation of cytokine production; negative regulation of transcription by RNA polymerase II; regulation of immune system process
Source: RefSeq, a predicted model, not a curated record